ACACACACACACAUUUUGCGUGUCACACCAGUUUAAACUGAUAUCAAACAUCUUUAACUUGGUCCCAAAUCCUGACAAGGAUUGAUUUACUGAUGAAAGAUUUAUCCACUAUCAUACUAAUAGGAUCAACUAAAUAUUUUCGUUACUCUAUUUCAGGAACAAUGCGUUUUAGUACAAACUUUAAGCCGUAUGUUCUGCUUCUCGUUGUUGGAAUCUUCUUGCUUCUUGGGUAUGUCUACUUCAGCUUCUUCUCUGAAAGGCUCAACCGAGAUAUCCCAGUUGAUGAGGACGUGAAGAGCAGCAGCCUGAGUAAUCCCAUGGUCAGGAGCAGUGUAUGGAACAUGGUCUCUCCAGAAAAGCUUUUGUACAAGCAGCCCAGUGUCUUGGUGGGACGUACUGAUGUGGUGACAGUGACCCCGUGGUUGGCAUCCAUCAUCUGGGAAGGCACCUUUGACCCUGUGCUCGUUGACAACAUCUACAAGCCCAUGAACCUCACCAUAGCAACCACAGUGUUUGCAGUUGGAAUAUAUGUCCGCUUUCUCCGAGAUUUUCUGGAGACAGCGGAGAUGCACUUCAUGGUCGGCUUCAACGUGCGCUACUAUGUUUUCACUGAUCGUCCCAACGAUGUUCCUUCGGUGAACCUAACUCAGGGGAGACAUUUAAGUGUGAUCCAGGUCCCAGGUUCAAACCGCUGGCAGGAGAUAUCAGCCCGGAGGAUGGAGAUCAUCCAGACCACCAUUGAAAGUCAGAUCCGAAGGGAGGCCGACUACAUCUUCUGUCUGGACGUGGACAGCAAGUUCCACGCUCGCUGGGGGGCCGAGUCUCUUGGAAGACUGGUUGCUGUGAUACACCCAGGCUACUAUGAUCAGACCCGUGCCAAAUUCCCAUACGAACGGCGUCCAGCCUCAAUGGCCUACAUCCCCAUGGAUGAGGGAGACUACUACUAUGGCGGGGCUAUGAUCGGAGGGUUCGUGGAGGAUGUGUACACACUUACAACGGUAUGUCGGAACCGGUUUGCGGUGGAUGCUGGGAAUUCCAUCGAGGCUGCCUGGCAGGAGGAGAGCCACCUCAACAGGUACCAGCUCUAUAACAAGCCCAGCAAGGUGUUGUCUCCCGAGUACCUGUGGCAGGACUUCAAGGCCAAAACCAAAGAGGUCAAAGUCAUUCGCUUUUCAGGGGUCAAUAAAAACUAUGCUGAAGUUCGUCCCAAUGUAUAAAAAGAGGAAGUGGAUAUUUGACCAGCAGAAAAAAACUAAAUUCAGUCUUAGCGGUAUAAAUUCAUUGUGGUUAUGGUUAUGUUUAGGUUUAGGAACAAGGGUUAGGUUAGGGUUGCGUUCGGGUAUAAUUUUGUUGAGUUACGUUUGUGGGUUGCGGUUCGUGAAAGGCAUAAUAAUACAAAAAAAAAUGGGGGAUACUGAAAUUUGACCUGCUACACACGUGAAUGUUUUUUAGAAUUAGGCUGUAAUGUAACAAAAUGGGGAAAAGGUGAAGGAGUCUGAACACUUUCCAAAUGCACUGUAUUGAAAUGUUUGUUGAAGAUGAAAGGAGGAGCUUUAUUAUAUUUUUACCUUUAUUUUACUAGGCAAGUCAGUUAAGAAAACAUUCUUAUUUUCAAUGACAGCCUAGGAACAGUGGGUUAACUGCCUGUUCAGGGGAAGAAUGACAGAUUUGUACCUUGUCAGCUCUGGGAUUUGAACUUGCAACCUUCCAGUUACUAGUCCAACACUUUAAACACUAGGCUACCCUGCCACCCCUCUAUCACAGCCACGAAUGAGAAGUUGUUUGAAUGAUUCAUAUUACAAACAUGUAGGACAUUGCAACAAAUGAGUCAUACUUAUCAGAAUAGUUUCUCAUCUUUGAGCUCCCCUGUAACAACGAUUAUUACCAACAAACAAAUGGUUUAGUUGUGGAGAGAUGCAGAAAUAGGGAAUACAUAUCUAUACAUUUCUAAGUCAGACAAGCCACUACAGUGGGCUGAAUUCCAUUUAAUGAUAAAAGGGCAAAAACUGCACAAAGGGCAAGGUGGAGCUGUCAGUCCUAUCCAGAAACAACCCCGACCCACUACACACAUAUAGAUCUGAAAUGCUUGGAAAGGUACAAGCAAUGUUCCCUCUAAGCUGAGCACAGCUCCCCUCGGACUGCCUGCGGAAGAAAUAUCAGCCUGCGGAGAGAAUGCAAGACUAAGGCCCAUACUCUACACAGACUGGUGCGCCAUAACCAAUCAGAGCUGCAGUUGGCCUAUAUGCAUAUAGCCAUUGCCAUAUAUGGAUCUGUGCCAUUCAAUUUAAUAAACUGGACUGUGUUUAUAUCAUGAGUGGUCUCGAGUAAAUGCUCUUGUUUUGAUAUCAAAGCGACAGCUGCAUGUAGUCACCUGUGUAAAUUUUUUCAUAUUCUUUGCUAGUUAUUGAGUUAUUAGCCCCUGUUAUAGCUCAUGUCUAGUCAACAAUGGAGAAGUGGUUGCUUCCUACAAGAGCACAAAUAUGUGUAUUUCUUGCCAUCUUUGAAAAGCCAGUGAGGUAAAGAGCUGUUUUUAUGUCUUAAAGGGGCAGUGUUAUAUUUUGUGACAGUCUUGAAUAAGAUAAGUAGCAAAUAGGCAGAGGGUAGCAUAAUUUGUCUGUUUCUCUCUAAUAAUUGUAUGGAAAUAAUAAAGCAUUUUAUUUUGUAAA
This is a messenger RNA of Oncorhynchus nerka (sockeye salmon), 2666 nucleotides long. Its product is annotated as globoside alpha-1,3-N-acetylgalactosaminyltransferase 1-like. Bases 93 to 1217 code for a protein of 374 amino acids. The record is from RefSeq and is a predicted model, not a curated record. Gene Ontology annotation, biological process: carbohydrate metabolic process. NCBI's taxonomy places the organism in Eukaryota, Metazoa, Chordata, Actinopteri, Salmoniformes, Salmonidae. Gene Ontology annotation, cellular component: vesicle; membrane; Golgi apparatus. Gene Ontology annotation, molecular function: hexosyltransferase activity. The transcript is spliced from 7 exons.